Chanos chanos (milkfish) is the source of this 1189-nucleotide messenger RNA. RefSeq names its product CXC chemokine 13b (gene cxcl-c13b). Gene Ontology annotation, cellular component: extracellular region. Gene Ontology annotation, molecular function: chemokine activity. Lineage: Eukaryota; Metazoa; Chordata; Actinopteri; Gonorynchiformes; Chanidae. Bases 58 to 492 code for a protein of 144 amino acids. Gene Ontology annotation, biological process: immune response. The record is from RefSeq and is a predicted model, not a curated record. The transcript is spliced from 4 exons.
CUGGGAAAUUCCCGGCAGUGACGUGACAGAGCUGGGAAGUCCCUCCAGGGCAGUUAAAUGCCGCGAUGGGAAGUUCAGCUCAGCACACGCUACACAGUCAACAUGAGUUCCACACUUCACACAUGCCGCUCUCUGCUAGCGCUGCUGCUCUGCAUCUACCUCUUUACAGCCCAAAAGGCAGAAGCUACACACGUCCCCAGAGGAUGCGUGUGUCCUAAAUCAGUCUCCAGAGUCAAGGCACUCCUGUCCAGCUUCAUAGUCUCCUCAAAAGGAUCAAACUGCGACAAAGUUGAAAUAAUAGUUGUUCUGAAGCGGAAUAAUCAGACCGCGUGUCUGAGUCCAGAUGGGAGACAAGGCAAGAAACUACUCCACUGUUGGGAAAGGAGUGAGAAAACUGGAAUUGACAGGGUAAAAGAAUGUCUUCGGAAGCUGAGGCCUAAGAAAACAGGGCAACGGAGACAAAAGGUCAAAUCCAAGAAGGUCACGUCGUGACUUCUCACACCACGUCUCUGACUGGGAGAAAUGGGACAGACGGGGGGGGGGGGGUAAAUGGGAGCGGAUGAAGAUGGGCCAGUGCGAAGCCACUGGUGAAGCAGCGCCUGAGGUGACCCUCCCAUGCCCCCCCCCGAGGACGCACUUCCACGACGUUUUUGGCACACAGAGCUCACAGAAUCUGUGAUGUGACAUAACUCACUGUACAAAGCCAUCGCCAGAUAAUAAUCACAGAUGCUUCCAUCUGAGCCAGCUGCAGCAUAAGGUUGAUUUUACAUGUGUAUUCUUCCAUGCCAGGUUUAGAAAGACUGAAUAAAGAUAUCUGUAUCUAGGCCAGUGUGAAGAGGUUGACUGCUGACUAUCUUUCUUAUCUGCAGCAGAUUAAGAGGGGUGAUUAUAGAAUCCCUAUUUUUAAGAUAGUUUUAUUCUACGACUCUUUUCAUGGUCAGGUUUCUCAACUGCCAGAGAUGCUACAUGUUUUGACAAAAAUGUGGGAGGUAUUUUUAUCAAGUUUUUUGUUUGUUUGUUUGUUUGUCUGUUUUAUUUUUGCUCUUUUUGGUUUGCGAAUAUCCGGAAUGCGGGCAUUUUUGAAGAAUGUGAAAAAACACACUACACUGCAGUGUAACAAUUGUCUGUUUGUCUCUGCUAUUUAUUUACAAGAUGUACUGUCAAUAUGUUAUACCAAUAAAUAUAUAAG